Molecule: messenger RNA, 2297 nt
Organism: Nothobranchius furzeri (turquoise killifish)
Lineage: Eukaryota; Metazoa; Chordata; Actinopteri; Cyprinodontiformes; Nothobranchiidae
Gene: rbck1
Product: RanBP-type and C3HC4-type zinc finger containing 1
Biological process (GO): positive regulation of canonical NF-kappaB signal transduction; protein linear polyubiquitination; proteasome-mediated ubiquitin-dependent protein catabolic process
Cellular component (GO): ubiquitin ligase complex
Molecular function (GO): ubiquitin binding; ubiquitin-protein transferase activity
Source: RefSeq, a predicted model, not a curated record
UACAGUUUCACUUUCCUUAGUUCCUGUCGGAUGGCGAGGAGAUUCCCGCAACAGCUUCAAGGGGAAACGAGUGUUACAUUCCUGUAAUCCUCGGAUCUUUGACUCGUUUAGUCUUUGGUUGGAGUGGUAGCAGUCCCCUGGAUGCGGACUGAGCUGCAGCGACAAACAGAAAGAGGUGUUGUAAUGGAGACUGGCAUUUCACCCAGAAGUAACCUGAAAGAAGCAGAGGAACUUGCUCUCUCUCUGAGUGAAGCCCUCAGCUGUGGAGACACCGAUGAGGCGAUUGAGCUGUGCAAGAAGCUUUCUCAACUCUCUGUUCCUGUGUCAGUCAGCAUCGACAGCAGUGUCUACCCACAGGACUCCAUCAGGUUGAUGGUUGGAGUGGAAGAUGCCCAAUCAGAUAACUACAUUCCAUUGACUGUUAUGGUUUCCUCUGGCAUGACAAUUGGACAACUUAAAGAUAAGAUCAACCAGGACUUUGGGUUCCACCCAUUACUGCAGCGCUGGGUGAUUGGGAAGCGGAUAGCUAAAGACCAGGACACGUUAUAUUAUCAUGGUAUCCGCAAGAAUGGGGAUCAGGCGUUCCUGUUCAUCCUCUCUGCUCAAUCUGUUCAUCUCACACGGCAUCAAUACCAGCAGGACCAGGAGCAGCAGCGUCUAGAGGGGAUCGUGGAUUCAAUCAGGCUCCUUCCCAGAGGGCUUGGCGGAAUAAAUGAAAAUAAAGCUCCUCCUCCUGUUCCUCCUAAAAAGCCAGUUGCUAAAAAGCCUGCCAUGCUUCUGAAACCUCAGCUGGGAUGGGAGUGUGUGAUGUGCACAUACCUGAACAAGCCAACACGCCCGGGCUGUGAGAUGUGUGGAGGGGACAGGCCAGAGGAUUACAGGGUGCCGGACAUCUACAAGCCAGACGAGGAGGAAGUAGAACGGAUUGAACAGGAACAGCUGGCACUGCUGCAGUUUGAACUAGCUCAGCAGGAAGAACGCGAGCAGAACUACUUGUACUUUUUGGCAACAGAUGAUCAGAACCUUAUUGCGAACACAACGGCUGCAGAUUGCCCCGUUUGUUUUACAGCGAUGGCGCCAGGAGACGGUGUUGUACUCAGAGAAUGUCUGCACACUUUCUGCAGGGAGUGUCUAAAAGAGACAAUAGUAAACAGUCAGGACGCUGAGGUGUCCUGUCCAGACAACUGUGACAGCAAGUUACUGGACCGAGAGAUUAAAGAGCUGCUUACAGAAGAGGAGCUCCAGCGGUUUUUGGAGUUACGUUUAAACAUCGCAGAGAGCCGCUCGGAGCACAGCUUCCACUGUCAGACUCCCAACUGUCGAGGCUGGUGCAUCUAUGAGGAUGACAUCAACGAGUUCAACUGCCCACUAUGCAAUGAAACCAACUGCAUUCUCUGCCGAGCCAUCCAUAAUGGCAUGAACUGCAAAGACUAUCAGGAUGACCUGCGCAUCCGAGCUGAGAAUGACAAAGCGGCCCAGCAAACCAAGCAGAUGUUGGAUAACUUGUUGCAGAAUGGAGAGGCCAUGAAAUGCCCGCGGUGCGACAUCAUCGUUCAGAAAAAAGAUGGCUGUGACUGGAUCUGCUGUUUGAUGUGUAAGACGGAGAUCUGCUGGGUCACCAAACAAGCUCGAUGGGGACCAGAUGGCCGUGGUGACACGUCCGGUGGCUGUAGGUGUCGAGUCAACAAUCAGCCAUGUCAUCCCAAUUGCCAAAACUGCCACUGAAGCGAGCGGACUACAAAAACACAUAUUUAGCUUCAACGACAUGGACUAUCUGGAACAGUUUGGAUCAAAUCUCAGGUUUAACACUGACAGCAUUAUAGGGUUUUUUUGGCAGGGGGUGUUGACAGAGUUCAGUAUUACACCUUUUUUCCACUACAACAGAUUAUUCUGCAGACUGUCAAUGGAGGGAAAAACUGAGAACUUCUGCUUUAAUAUUUUGUUUGGAUGUGCAGUUUAAACGGGUAUAAUAAAAUGUGUACAUUUUAACAAUUUUCCUAAAAUAUAUCAAAUAUAAUUUUUUACUAAUUUAUAGUUUUACAACACAUAAGGUAUCAAUGAAGCUCCAGAACAACUGAUCAAUUAGUGAAAUUUAAGCUGGAAGGAUUUUAAAAUUCUAAUUUGUUGGGUAUCGUUCAUAAUUAUUAAUUUGUGAAUACACUGAAGAACCAUUUACAUUGUUUACAUUAAAUGCAUGUUUUUGAUGCACUUAAUUGCUUAAUCAUUAUGUAUUUAAUUAAUUCUUGAGUCUUCAUUCCUGUAAGGCUUUACGGAUUAAAUGUAUUACUACAAAAAGA